Messenger RNA from Monodelphis domestica (gray short-tailed opossum), 6644 nucleotides. It is a transcript of the gene FBXO8, whose product is annotated as F-box protein 8. The record is from RefSeq and is a predicted model, not a curated record. Gene Ontology annotation, molecular function: protein binding; guanyl-nucleotide exchange factor activity. NCBI's taxonomy places the organism in Eukaryota, Metazoa, Chordata, Mammalia, Didelphimorphia, Didelphidae. Gene Ontology annotation, biological process: regulation of ARF protein signal transduction.
CUCGGCUAAGGCCGUAGAACUCGAACCGGCUUCUCCAUGGCCCGGAUUACCGUGCCCGGCUGAGCCACUUUCCAGUUGGCUGGAGCCAUCUCCUUGAGGCCGAGUCGUCGCGGCGGCGGUGGGGAUUGCAGGUCACUCAGCUGCAUCCUUUCGACAAUAUAUUGGGAGGGAAGUAUUGAGUUUGAUGGUUGGAGUAAUGAGGUCUUUUGCUGCUUCUGUUGACUCACGGUAUCAUCUGAAGCAAGUCACUUUAUUUUGCAUCAGUUUACAUAUCUCAACUUCUACUUAUGAAACUACAAGGCAGAAAGGCUCGCAGAUGGGUCAAGGGCUGUGGAGAGUGGCUAGAAACCAGCAACUUCAACAGGAAAGCUAUAGUGAGCAAGGCUACCUCACUAGAGAACAGAGUAGAAGAAUGACUGCUGGUGGUAUUUCUAAUGCAAACCAUCGCAAACAGGCCCAAGGAGGCAUUGACAUAUAUCAUCUUUUGAAAACAAGGAAAUCUAAAGAACAGGAAGGAUUCAUUAAUUUGGAAAUGCUGCCUCCUGAACUAAGUUUUACCAUUUUGUCAUACCUGAAUGCAACUGAUCUCUGCCUGGCUUCAUGUGUUUGGCAGGACCUUGCUAAUGAUGAGCUUCUCUGGCAAGGGUUGUGCAAAUCCACUUGGGGUCACUGUUCCAUAUACAAUAAGAACCCACCUCUAGGCUUUUCCUUCCGAAGAUUGUAUAUGCAGCUGGAUGAAGGCAGCCUCACCUUUAACGCCAACCCAGAUGAGGGAACAAGAUUCUCCAAAGGACACCCACCGUUCAUGUCUUGGAAAAGGGGUAACCAAACUCCACAGCAACAGCUCCAGAGCUGGCGGUGGCUCACGGGGUGGGGGAGAGCAUCUACACACUUUGUGGGAGUAAACUACUUUAUGUCCAAGGGCAUCCUUGAUGAUUCACCAAAGGAAAUAGCAAAGUUCAUCUUUUGUACAAGGACACUAAAUUGGAAGAAGCUGAGAAUCUAUCUUGAUGAAAGGAGAGAUGUCUUGGAUGACCUUGUGACAUUGCACAAUUUUAGAAAUCAGUUCUUGCCAAAUGCACUGAGAGAGUUUUUUCGACAUAUUCAUGCCCCUGAAGAACGUGGGGAAUAUCUUGAAACUCUUAUAACAAAGUUCUCCCACAGAUUCUGUGCUUGUAACCCUGAUUUGAUGAGAGAGCUUGGCCUUAGUCCUGAUGCUGUCUAUGUACUGUGCUACUCUUUGAUCCUGCUUUCCAUUGACCUUUCUAGUCCUCAUGUGAAGAACAAAAUGUCAAAAAGAGAAUUUAUCCGAAACACCCGACGUGCUGCUCAGAACAUUAGUGAAGAUUUUGUAGGACACCUUUAUGACAACAUCUACCUUAUAGGCCAUGUGGCUGCAUAAAAGCACAACUGUUAGGACAUCAGAUUUGAAGGUGAAAACAACUAAAGCUACCCAAGAAAUUAUUUUAUAGAUAGGGGGUUACACUAGUGCUGGUCAUUCUAACCUCUGCAUUCAAUCAAGUGUGUGUAUAUUGCCUUUUUUUAGUAAUUUACCAUGGGAAACGAAGGAUUUUGCAGAAAUUUUUCUUAAUUUUCCUUAUUAUGUUUUGCACAAAGCAGAGCCAUUAGUCUGACACAACCAUUUAAGAAUGUUUAAACUGACAUUACACUAAAAAGUGGUAAAUUUGUGCAUUCGAUUUGCUUCAAAAAUCUUAACCAGUUCCAUUCUUUUAUAAAAUGCCAUAUAAUGUGUACAUACUUAACUAAAGAGAUUUAUAAUCAUAAUUAUUUUAUUGUAUAGUAUUUUAACUAAAGUUUUUUUUCUUUUCUCUCUAAAGUUGAGUUCUGAAUUUCUUUACUACUGAUCUGAGUACAGUUGUUUUCCUGAAAGUCAGAUAUGAUUUUCAAGUGAUUCAUCAAUAACAAAAUAUUCAUUUUUAAAUUAGAAAGGAGGGAGCCUGUUUCUCAUUAAUUUUACACUAUAUGUAUGUGUAUAUGUACGUGUGAGUGUAUAUGUACACACAUACAUAGACCCAUGAUUUAUAGGGAGACAGCAUUGUUGGAGUACUAACCCUGGAGGCCUUCCUUUGACAUAUACCAACAUUAUGGGCAAGUCACUCCAUCUAUAAGUGAUCCAGACAACCCUCUACAUCUAUAUUAUAAGUUCUAAUAUUGACUGGUGCCAUUCCCCAUGUGUACACACACAAAGCAACAUAAAGGUACAUGAUUGGUAUAAGUAGAUUGCAACAUAUUACUAACCAUUAAUUUCAUGCAAGAUGUGUGUGUGGAUGGGGUGUAUAUAUGUAUACAUAUAUGUAUAUGUAAUUGUGUGUGUGGGUACAUACAAGUUUAUAUGUAUGUCUGAAGAUAGUGAAAAAGACAUUUUCUCCAUAAUUAAUUUUUUAAUUCAACAUCUAACCACUAGUUAAAACACGUACUUGGUGAAGAGUGCUGAGCAGCUGGAUACUGAGAAAUAUUUUUUUUAAUUAGAUAAAACAUGGUCCUUACCAUCUUAGAAUUUACAGUUAAAUAGCAAUUAAAUUAAAUUUUCUGAUAGCUCUAUAUAGAUACAUGUUCUGAUUUAAAAAAAAAAACAAACAAAAACAAACUUAACCCCCAAGAUACCAUAACAUUCUUAUUCAUCAUAGAUUACAUCUAUUUUUAUGGAAUUUUUUUCCCUCGGCACUUGAAUAAAUCAGAAUAAGUAUACAAAGUAACUGGGCAAACUUUACUCUCUUCUCUGAAAUAGUCUCUUUCCAACAAUAUUUCAAAAGGGAUAUAAAUGUCACUCCAAUCUGGUUAGGAAAUGAGAAAUUCCAGUUAAUUACAUUACUUUCAUCAAUGGUGAGUUAUUUAGGCUACAAACAUAUUAGCAGUUUUAAGGAAACUAGAAUAAAUUAAGACAUUUUUAAAACAGGAAUUAUGUGAAUAAUUGAUCAUUUGAAUUGAUAAAGCAGAAAACCCCCUCCACUGAAGGUGUGUGUAUGUGUAUGGUGAGGUUUGCCACUUUAGUCUAAAUGUUGCCCCCCCACUCCUGUUCCUGCCUCCCAGAAAAUCCUAUAUAUAGAGAAGAGACAUCAUCCAGGUUUGCAAGAUCACACUUAGGUAUUGAUACAUACGGGAUUUUCUUGAUUAUUUUGAAAGAAUAGAAGGGUAAGAAGAAAACAUUUAUAUCAAAAUGGAGAACCUCAUUUGACUCCCAGAUCUGGCCUACAGAUACACCUCAAGGACAAUACUUUGAUGAAUAUCAACCAAUAAUAACUCAGCAAUUAAUAAGUGCCUCAUAUAUACUAGGUACGCAGUGUGAAUUCAUCAGUGUGAGUACUCCCUCCACUAUUGCAAAUGACAGCUAUUCUAGGCCUUAUCAUCCUGUAUACCUUUUACCUGUUUUUGUAGGCCUUCUUCAAGGGUAUGCAGGGGCUGUUCUAUCUGUUAUGUCUAGUUUUUGCUUUGUAAUUCCUCGCUUUCCUUGUGUAACAAGGUGUACCUUUGAUGAUUUCUUUUAUACCACUUCGUGCAAUCAAGUAAUGGUUGGUAAUAUGCUGCAUUCUACUUAUCCAUCAUGUACAUUUAUGUGGCUGCAUUUUUGAUUCUUCACAGGACAGUGAUAUUCUAUAAUAUGUAGUCCUGUAGCAUCAUCAGAAAAAUAUUUUGUACUAAUAAAAUAGAUUUUUCAGUGAGGAGCAAAUUGAGAACAUUGAAAGUGAUACACGGUUUACCCAAUAAAAUCCAGUACACUUUAUCUCUAUGUUCAUUUCUGUACCUCAGUUUUCUUCAUCUUUAAUUUGAAGAGGUUAAAUUAGAUGGCCUCUUAGGCCCUGUCCAACUUUAUAUGUAUGAUAUUUGUGAAUGCAGUGUCCUUAAGAAACAGGAGCACAUGGAGAACCUAGACAUCUAUAAGGAGCCUCUCUUCCAUUUGUGCACCUGAAAGAUAACUGCCAGGCCUGCUCCUGCUGAGCAGAUACUGUAUCUUCCUAUUAAUAUGAGGUUCUCUCAAAUGAUUUUUGUAUGAUCAGAACAUAGAAGCUUUUUUUUUCAAUUUUGCUCUUUUUAGUCAAAUGUGCUUUUAUAACCAAUAAUCAGCAGACUCAUAUAAUCAAAAUUGUCCAAUUUACUUCCUAUGAACCUCUUGGUUUUAUGACUUGAGAUAUGAUUUGCUGUAGAAAGGCAUCUGUCAAAAACCUUUCUAUUCUUUCCUUAUAUAUUCAUCAAGGAUGAUCCUAUACCAUUCUCAAAGAUAUUGUGGAGGUGAGGAAGUAUUAUAGUUGCUGACAUCUUCCCAAUCAAUGUUUUAGUAAUGAUAGUUUCUGAUAUUUUUUUUAAUUCUUUUCACUCAUUCUAUCUUGCAGUUAUCUUGAAAAUUGAUAUCCGAACAAUUUUAAAACUCUCUUCAGCUUUGAUUUUUUUCCCUUUUGUUUUCAGUCAGGUCCUGGCCACUCUUCAUUUUCUCUCCUUAAAGUGCCAUUUUAAUUUCCUCAUUAUAGGAUGUUAGGUACUGAGUUAAUAAGAGUUCAUAUCUAUGUUGAAGAUAGACUUCAGUAGAAAAAACCUAAUACACAAAUUAUUUUAUUUCAUACAUAAAUAUUUCAUAAUUUUUGGCAUUUUCCAGUUUUACCUGAUGGUCUUCUUGGGAUAACUAGGCUUAAUUGGAUCUCACAUCAAGAUGUCUGUAUCUACCUCUAAUAGUGUUUUCUUAUUUAUACUCUGCAUUGGUAUUGCUCUUGAUUGUUUUGUCAAUUUUUUACAUGAAGACAGGGUCUGGCUAAGGCAAUUUCUUGCCUCAUGGCUAUGUAGUACCUACUUUUUAAAAGCAGUUAAACUUCUCUAAUAAAUGGCUAUAGUAGAUCAAUGUCUACUUUUUAAUAAUUUGUUUAGAUCAGGUUGAAACUGAUAUGUCAUACAAUGCCUUUUUAUAUUUACCAUUUUUCCUAGUUUGGUUUUGGAAUUGAUUUUGGCCAUUUUUCUCUAAUCUGGCUACACUAAUUCAGCUAAUUCUGAAAUUACUCUUCUGUCAAUGGAAGCCAGUCAUUUCCUAUUAGUUACAGUCAUUUUCAUUUUCUUUGAUGUUGUUUGUUGUUCAUAAUUUCUAGCCUUUCCUGACUUCACUUAAAGAAAAAUAUUUGGGUCUCUAAUUUCUUUUUUUUUUUUAAUUAAACCCUUACCUUCUGUCUUGGAGCCAAUUGGCUCCAAGACAGAAGAGUGAUAAGGGCUAGGCAAUAGGGGUCAAGUGACUUGCCCAGGGUCACACAGCUGGGAAGUAUCUGAGGUCAGAUUUGAACCUAGGACCUCCCAUCUCUAGGCCUGGCUCUCAAUCCACUGAGCUACCCAGCUGCCCCCAGGUCUCUAAUUUCUUAAUCCCAAACUAUAUUUUUCAUUGUCCUUCCUUCCACAUGCCUGUCUUCAGUGUAAUCUUUGAAUAUCAAAUUUAUGUUGACUUAUUUGAAAAAUCUUAUAUUCUUCAUAUAAUUUCUUUUUAUCUUCUACAACAGAUGUCAGUACAAUGUUGGUUAUAUUGUCUCAAAUGUAACCUUAAAUCAUUGUGAAAGUAAGCAAUCUCAAUUCUUUAUUUUGAAGCCUUGCUCUUCCAUUUUAGAAUCAAUACUGUGUAUUGGUUCUAAAGCAGGAGAGCAAUAAGGGCUAGGCAAUGGGGGUUAAGUGUCUUGCCCAGGGUCACAUAGCUGGGAAGGAUCUGAGGUCAGAUUUGAACUCAGGACCUAACGUAUCUGGACCUGGCUCCAAUCCACUGAGCCAUCUAGCUGCUCCUCAAUUAGAACAGAACAUGACUGUUGGCUUAAAUAUGAAAUGGGCAUGGUAAAGUAAUGAGUUUAUAAGGUUCUAAAGUAAAUUUUUAAAGAAUACCAUUUCUUCUUAUAUAUAAAAUUGGGAAUUCCAUGAGAAAAUAAGUCUUAAAAUAAAAAGCAAAGUGAAUUUUUUAAAAAAUCAAGCUGAUACCCCAAAUGGAAAGGACCUUUAGAAGAAGUUCAAAGAAUGGCAAUUGAUAAUUGUAAUUUUUAGUGAGUCAUUUUAGUCGUGUCCAACUCUUUAUGACCCCAUUACAUUAGGGGUUUUCUUAGCAAAGAUACUGUAAUGGUUUGCCAUUUCCUUCUCCAACUCACUUUACAGAUGAGGAAAUAGACCAACAGGGUUAAAUGACUUGCCCAAGGUUACACAGCUAGUGUCAGAGGAUGGAUUUGAACUCAAGAUGAGUCUUCCUGACUUCAGGCCUGGCACUCCAUCUACUGCAGCAUCUAGCUGUCCUGAUUAGUGACAAGUUACUCUAAUGUCCGUAUCCCAGCUGUACAGCUGAGAGUGUUAUCUGUCUCUUUUUAUCCAUAUCUGCCCUUCUCCUCUGACUUUCCAGUUUGUCUUUAUCUCUCUCUCUCUCUCUCUCUCUCUUUUCUCUCUACCUGUAUACCUUUCUCUUCCUAUUUUUCCCCUCCCCUUUUACUGCUGUUAUCAAUUUCUAUAUUUCUCCUUUCCCUUAUAUUGCGCUGUUCCUCACCCCAAGUAAUUCUCUCUUAACUGGCUGUAAUAUGAAACCAAAGUAUUUUUAUUACCAUUAUUUAUCCCUGUCUCAACUUAGUAGUUGAGAAUGGUUUACAUCUCAAUUUUGAAAGAAAUAAAACCUCGGUUUAUGCUUCUUC